This is a messenger RNA of Fusarium pseudograminearum CS3096, 720 nucleotides long. RefSeq lists its product as uncharacterized. Lineage: Eukaryota; Fungi; Ascomycota; Sordariomycetes; Hypocreales; Nectriaceae. The transcript has 2 exons. The record is from RefSeq and is a predicted model, not a curated record. Gene Ontology annotation, molecular function: glyoxalase III activity. Bases 1 to 720 code for a protein of 239 amino acids.
AUGUCUCCUCCUCGUCGUGCUCUCAUCGCCAUCACCUCUGCUUCAGCCAGCCUAUUUCAAGGCACGGAAACCACUGGUCUCUUCAUCACCGAGGCUCUUCAUCCAUACAACGUUCUCACUGCUGCGGGCUUUGAAGUCGAUCUUGCGUCUGAGACCGGCACCUACACUCCCGAUUGGCUUUCCCAGCAACCUGACUUUCUCAACGGUGAUGAUCUCGCUACCUGGUCUAACCCCGACAGCGAGUUUCGCAAAAAGCUUGACAACAUGACCAAGGCUUCGGAGCUGGACCCUUCCAAGUACGGGCUCUUUUACGCUUCAGCUGGGCAUGCAGCUUUGAUCGACUAUCCUACUGCAACGUCCCUUCAGCAGAUCGGUGCUCAAGUAUGGGCUAACGGCGGAGUCGUAUCUUCUGUUUGUCAUGGCCCAGCAAUCUUUGCCAAUCUCAUUGAUCCCACGACCAAUGAGCCUCUCAUCAAGGGCAAGAGAAUCACGGGGUUCACCACUGAAGCUGAGAACACGAUGAAGAUCAUGGAAGAAUUGCGAAGCUGGGGCUCUGAGAUGGUCGAAGAAGUUGCAGAUCGUCUUGGUGCAGUCUAUGAACGUGCUCCUGGCAUUUGGGACGACUUCCACGUUGUUGAUGGCCGCCUGGUCACGGGUCAGAACCCUGCUAGUGCUACAUCGACAGCUGAAGCGGCAGUAGCUGUUUUUGAGACGCUAUAG